Messenger RNA from Zea mays, 4160 nucleotides. RefSeq names its product protein FAR1-RELATED SEQUENCE 5. Gene Ontology annotation, biological process: regulation of DNA-templated transcription. Bases 430 to 3657 code for a protein of 1075 amino acids. Lineage: Eukaryota; Viridiplantae; Streptophyta; Magnoliopsida; Poales; Poaceae. The transcript has 3 exons. The record is from RefSeq and is a predicted model, not a curated record. Gene Ontology annotation, molecular function: zinc ion binding.
ACGGACCCUCCCGCUGAUCCGGUGCGCCCGGUCAAACCCCAGAACGCCCCUUCGUCCAGUCACGCUCCCCCAACCCCUCUCCGCGGUCCGCCCCCCUCUCACCCCACCCAUCGUCCCUCGCCUCCUCCCGUCCCGCACCUCGCCGGAGCACCGCCCCCCUCGCCGGAGCACCGCCCCCGCCUCCCUCGCGCAUCCCCCUUUUUACCAUCUCCUCCGCCUAUCUCUGCUCCCCUUAUCCAUCCUCGAGCUCGCCCGCCGCGUGGAUCGCCUCGACCCAUUUUACUUUUUUUUUGUACCUCCCCGCCCGAGCGUUAGCUGGUGGGCGGAUGUACGUGUCUUGGCUGGAGAUGGAGAUGCCACUGGCUUGACGGAUUGAUCUCGGGGAGCUGCCUUUAGUGACCGGCCGCCCUCGGCCUCGCCGCGGCGGCCAUGGACACGGAGAGGGGGGCGGGCAGCGAGCAGGGGUCGCCCGACAGCGAAAUGGGAGACGGCGACAACGACAGCGUCGGUUACGGCGCAGAGAUGGAGGUGGACGCCGGGAGCGGCUCGGCCGGGGCCUCGGCUCCGGCGAGCUCGGCGUCCGCAUCGGCCUCGGUCUCCGCGUCAGCGUACGCCGCGCGCGCCGGCGCCUACGACGGGGUCGACCCUUUCGAGGGCAUGGAGUUCGACGACGAGGAGGAGGCCUGGACGUUCUACAACGUCUACGCCCACCGCGUGGGCUUCAGCACCCGGAUUAGCGUCAUGCACAGGUCGCGACGGAACGGCUCCGUCAUGUCCCGCCAGUUCGUCUGCGCCAAGGAGGGAUUCCGCACCUACCGCGGGAAGAAUGAGGUUUCACGUGGUGAUGCCGUAGACGCUGGCGACGACGAUAGUGGGAGGGGUCGGCGGACGCGGGCUGUCACCAGGGUUGGCUGCAAGGCCAUGAUCCGGGUGAAGAAGCAGGACAAUGGCCGCUGGAGUGUGACCAAGCUGGAGACUGCACAUAACCACCCCCUGGUCCCUGCGAACCAGGCACACUGUCUGCGCCCGCACAAGCCACUGUCAGAGUGUGGAAAGCAGCGGCCUUUUGGGGGCCAUCGAAAUGGCAGUUUGCCUCUGGCAAUUGAGCCACCGCCACCUCCUCUUACACCGCCUGUUCCUCAUACAAGCAUAGCUCAAGUGGUUCCUGAGUAUGUUUCGGAUGGUAUCGGGCAUGACACUAGAGUAAUUUUGGAUUAUGUCAAGCGCAUGCAAGCUGAAGAUCCAGCGUUCUUUUAUGCCAUGCAAUUUGUUGAGGGGCGUCCAGUGGGGAAUGUGUUUUGGGCCGAUUCGAGGGCUAGGACGGCAUACAAAGAUUUUGGAGAUGCCAUCAUCUUGGAUGACUACUGCAAAAGGAGCAAGCAUGAACUUCUACUUGUUGCUUUUACUGGAGUUAAUCACCAUUGCCAGCCAGUCCUAUUUGGUUGUGCCAUCAUGGCACAUAACAAUGAGACAUCAUUUGUUUGGUUGUUUGAGACAUUCCUCUUAGCAAUGUCUGGACAGCACCCUACCUCUCUUACCAUGGAGCAUGAUAAUGCUUUAAAGUCAGCUGCUUUGAAAGUAUUUCCUCUAACUAGGCUCCAGUUCUGUAAGUGGCACAUCAUGAACGAAGCACAAGAUAAGCUGUCAUAUCUCCUAGAUGUGUUUCCAUCCUUCCAUGAGGACUUUAUCAAUUGCAUCAACAUGUCUGAAACAAUCAAUGAGUUUGAAGCAAGUUGGAAGGCAUUAAUUUCUAAGGUCAGCUCUCAAAAAAGUGAAUGGAUUGACUUGAUGUACAGCUGCCGCCAUCAGUGGGUCCCCGUAUAUCUGAGAGAUACAUUCUUUGGGGAUGUGUCAUUAAAGCUGCAAUGUUCAAGCAGGAGUUCGUUGUUUGAAGGUUAUAUCAGUGCCAAAACUGAUUCACAGUCAUUCAUUCAGCAGUACGAAAAAGCUUUAGACUGUUGUUACGAGAAAGAGGUGAAGGAAGAAUUUGAAACAAAAUAUUCACUUCCUGAUAUGAAGACAUCAUCUCCUAUAGAAAAGCAAGGAGCGGAGUUAUAUACAAGGUCAAUGUUUUUGAAAUUCCAACAGGAAUUGGUUGGUGCCUCUGUUUACACUGCUGACAUGGUGAAAGAGGAGGGCGAUGCUUCAAUUUAUACAGUGACCAGAUCUGAAGGAAGUGAGAAGUCUGUAACAGUUCAGUUCAGUUCUUCUGGAAGUUCGGCGACAUGUAGCUGUCAUAUGUUUGAAUAUUUUGGUAUUGUCUGCAGGCACAUACUUACCGUGUUUGGCAUAAGAGGUGUCUCUGCACUCCCUUCUCAUUACUUUGUAAAAAGAUGGACAAAGAAUGCACUGGAUAGAAGCUCAGGCAAGAAUGUUGACGAAGUUAGCAGAGUUGCGGAGCCCAAGGAGGAGCAAAGAAGUAGCGCUGAAGAUGAUGAGCAGUCCCCGACAUGGCGUUACAACAGUUUGUGUCGUGAAGCACUAAGGUAUGCUGAGGAGGGGGCAUCAUCAUUAGAGGUUUAUAUUGUGGCAAUGCAAGCUCUUCAAGAGGCUGCUAACAGGGUUAAUAUGGCCAAGAGAGGUAUUGGACAGGUAGCACCAUUAGCGGUGAUGCCAAUUGCAGCACAACCACCAGAAAGUUUUGCAAGAAAUCAGGAGAUUAGUUCUAAUAAGCAAAAGAAGAGAAAAAGGAAUUCAAAUAGCUCAAGGGAGAAUGUCACACCAAAUCAACUUAUGUAUGUGCAACAACCUGUUAAUUUUCUUUUUGUUGCUCCUGGUCCAUCAAGUGCUUUACAAGGGCCUAGUCAGCUAGUUGCUGCUGCUCCUGUUUCUUUGAAUAGCAAAUAUGGACAAACAUCUGGUGCAAAUAAUUCAGUUGAUGACAAUAUACCUCCUGCUUCUGUAGUUGAUAAGUUUUCUGGGUUACCUGUCCGAAAUGCAUCAGCUCCUUCAAUUGGAAAUCUGCAAGGUGGAGAAACAAAAUCCAUAGGGACUGAUUCACAAAUAAAAGAGAGCCAUGAAUUAUCCCAAGCUAAUGGUAGCAGGGGAUGCAGUGUAAAUACAUUAAACUCCAGUGUCGCGCCACAGCUCGUGACUGUUCCUAUUGGACUGUGCCUUCCAUCCACUGAUGGCUCCAAGAUAUCUGCGGCUGGUAUGAACUCUGUAAAUUCUGGAGAUAUCAGUAGCAAUGGCAAGUUGUCAUUUGGUCUUCAUCAAUCUCAGUCAUCUGCACAACAGCCAGCUACACCAUCACAGACAACAACGCUUGACCAUAUUGACUCCCGUGCUAAUCCUGAGGGUUCAUCUAUAAGGGCUGCAGCCAUUGCAGCCGGCGCACGCAUUGGGUCCCCAUCUGAUGCAGCAACAAUCAUAAAAGCGGCUCAGUCAAAAGGCGCCAUCCACAUCAUGCCUGGGGAAAACCUCCCAAAUUACCUGAAACCACUAGCACCAAAACCACUUUCUGCACUACCACCGGCGAACCCACUCAACCCGGCACAUGCACCCCCAGGACAGCUCAGCUUUGGUGAUUCUGCAGCCGCCAAGGACGCAAUCUUCGGUUCCUGGGAUGGCACUGACGACGAUGAGGAAGACACUGACGAUGACGAAGACACGGAUGACGACGAAGAGCUGACUGGCGACGAUGCAGAACAUGAGUGAUCUUCUCUCCCUGCACUAACCUCUCCCAAUGGCUUGUGAGAUGCUGAUCUUUAACAACCUCUUCACCAAUGGAAUCUCUUAGAGCAUAGUUGUAUACGUGUUUAUAGCCUGUAUUUAAGGUCCCAGGUCCCAGCUGUCGCCUCCAUGAGCCAAGAAUUCUUCUUUGAUCUCUCUCUCUCUCACUUAGCAUGCUUAGAAGCCCCACUUAUUUAACCUAAUGACAAACAUCGAACUUACUUAAUCUUCUUCCCUUUUUUGUUGUCUCCUGGUGAGGUUGGUCGAUCUGAUGGUCAGUUCACGUGUGUAGCUGGUUAGCUAUGUUGUGUACAGCAUGAGUUGUAUGCUGGUGAACUGCUUUCAACAGUCCAAAGUUUUGUACCCUGUUUUUCUCUUGCUGGAAAGGGAUUUGUUGGAACUGAGCUCACAGACCCUUUGUCCAUUGACUUGGCUUGGAAGAGUGGUUGGUUCAUUUGUGAAAAAAAAGAUUGAUUCUUUGAUCCUGA